Molecule: messenger RNA, 741 nt
Organism: Striga asiatica
Lineage: Eukaryota; Viridiplantae; Streptophyta; Magnoliopsida; Lamiales; Orobanchaceae
Source: the annotation of a GenBank genome assembly
AUGAGCGAAUUUGCCAAAAUCAACUUAAUGAAUCUUCUCCAUGCUUUGCAAAUUUUCAAAGCCCUCUACUCUCAACCUGUUCUCUCAAAUCUUUGUGAAUGGCGCAUCUUCCAUCUGGUACCCGCGGUGGCUGGUGAGGAAGCGAGAUCUGCGACUUGCGAGACCGGUGUACGGGUGCCGCGAUUGCAAGGAAUGGAGGAAGCGAGUACUUCCAGGAUAGAGCGGCGUGCGGCAGCCGGCAAGUUCGCAGGAUUGAGAGCGAUUCCGAGGUCAGCCCAGAGCUUCAGCUCAUUAGCUGCUCAAGUAUUGGCCCAUUUCCGCAAACAUCUUACCAUUUUGUUCGGCCCAAAUAUUUCACCUCGUCACUUCCAGCAGAUCGACGGCAGCUACACAUCGAAGGAGCCCUGGGCUAACAGCUUCCAUGAAAUCCGGCGAGCUCACCCACGCAUCUCCCUCCCUUUCAAACCCUAUUUUUUCACCUAUUUAAGGGGUCCUCCAAUCAGCCGCCACUCUCAAUUCUCCCUCAGUAAGUUCACAGAAAAUUCACCCUAUCGCCAGCCCUUAACCACCAGCCACCGUUCGCAUCGCCGCGUGAAACAACCGUUUGCCGAGCCCAGCCUCUGCCAUCGACGGGGACUCGCGAGAACCACUGCUGAGCAUCCCAUCAAAUCGCCCUCAUCUUCUCCAAAUCUUCAUCAAAUCUGUCCCUUGGGCCACUCCUGGAACUAUUCCCCAUUCUGA